GCCCCGCCAAUUCCUCUCAUCUGUUUCUCCUUAAACUAAUCAUCAGUCAUGUUCAUCUCUCUUUAAAUUUCAACCCACCUCAUCGCGAUGCUUGCCGUCCAUGUCACAUGAGUUCUCGCCAACAACGCAACUCAGGUUCAGUCCAUUGCAUCCCGUGGUUGCAAUCUAACUCACCACCAUACCGUCCAGAUUUGAUCCCUUCAAUCCUCCUCGACACGGCUAUGGUGCCAACGAUUGUGCCUCCUUAAUGUUCUCCAGUGAUCCACCACCAAUACUACAUGCUACGUUCAUCAUUGCUACCGCAAUGCUAUCAUCGACAUAGUUUGUGAAAUACUUUCGCUUUGAGUCAAAUUUGUUAAUUUUGCGUCCAGAGAGGACGAGAGAGGAGAGCAGACCAUUCACCCCACCACCAGGCCACCACCGGUCCAUGUCCAUCCCUGGCCGCUCCGCUCCCGCCGUGAUCCAGCAACGGUCGUUGCCGAUGCACCACUCCCGGCUCCUCUCUCAUCUCUUCUUCCCCCACCCCACGCCCCAUUCUCUUGCUCGAGCUCCUCGCCGAUUUUACCGAUCGUUGGCCUCUGAUCUAGGGUUCGCUGCUGCCGGUCGCCAUUCACCUGUGUGCCUCAGGAGGAAACGGCUCCCUGGACCUUAUCCUUCUUCACAUUCUACCUCUACAGAUCAGGAACGCCUCGAUGGCCGUCUCUUCCGUUUCUCCUUUCUCUCCCUCCUUGCAAUACACCGGCCAUGAUUCAGGGAUGGAGAAGGGAGGGGGGUAGAGCCACCAUAUCAAGAGGUAGAGUGAAGGAGCCACGCUUGAGAACUUGGCGUGAGUUACUUUGGUCCAGCGGCUACCAAUGUUCCUUUUUUACUUCAGAGUUCUAAAAUCAUGUUGCCUUUCAAGAAUAAGAGGGAGAAAGGUCCAAACAAUCUUUCAAGAUUUGUCACACUCGAUGGAAACUGGAAGCAUCACUCUCCUUGGCUGAAAUCACAGUGGUCAAAUUAUAGAUCACAAGCUGUAGACGAAUUGUUUCUUCUGAUUUCCCAAUCUUCAGAUUGAACUGACCAAUCCGUGUGAUUGAGGAAUCCUUGUGGAGAAAAAGAAUUCAAGGAACCCCGCAGCUCCGAAUACAGAGGAUUUCAAGAAAAAAUAUUGUGCUGGAGCAAGAAAGGGAACAUGGUAAGGAGUGUGCCUACAAGAGUUUCUCUGUUCUCUUCUUAGGGCAUGUACAAUGGUUGAUAAGAUAGUCUUAUCUUAAUUUUUGCAUGUAAUUUAGAGAUGACAAAAAAAUAUGUAUACAAUGGGUCGUCUCUUAGCCUUAUCUUCAAUAACUAGACAUUCCUAAAAACGUGGUGACACAUAUUAUGCUAAGAGAUCAUCUCUUGUCUUAUCUUAAAUAAGAGAAGACAAGCCUUUUCUUAAGAGUUCUUUCUCCUCCACCUCAUCAUUUAUCCUAUGUGGCACUCCUAAGAUAGCACCAUUGUACAUGCCCUUAUUGGUUGCCAUAUGCAGCUUGCGGGUCUCAACUUAAUAAAUACAUCAACCGCGUACCGAAGGAAAAACUCAUUACAUGAAUUCUGAGUAGGUAUUUUCAGUCUUUCGCAAUGUAGUUUGUUUAUUUUUCUCUGCACCAUGAUGUGCUGAUAAAAUUUGGAUAAUCAAUCCAAUUUCCAGUGAUGAUGCCCUAGCUGAUCAUGCUUCUUUACCACAAUCAUUUUCCUGACAGUAGUUGUGCAUGCAGUACAUGUUUUCAGUUGAGCGAACCCUCUUUUAGUUAGAGAUCAAAAUUCAAGCCUGACAUGGCAUAUGAAUGCUCCCAGUUUAGCAAAAGCCGUGAUCUUUCCAACUUUGAGAGUUGAAGGAAAUCUCCGGAUAAAAAAUUGAAGAAUUCAUAUAGCACAGUACAGGGUGAGCAUCCACAUGACAGUUCUAAAGUUGUUUUUACCAUAUGGAAGUUCAUAAGUUAUGAUAAGAAUAAAAAUGCAAAGUUUCAAAAACUUAUGUUUCCAGCAUGAUGGCUCCCCUGUUUCUAUGGUAAUCUUUUUCAAAUAUUCUGAUCAUGGUCCUCUAAGCAUUCCUGGUUUGUCACUUGAGCCUGAACCGUGGGUCGCAGAUCCAACGAACAUUGAUGAAAUCCAUAGAAAAAAGCUUAGCUAACUCUUCAUAACAAAUGGACUGAGUUAGUGCGCGCACUCACCGGCCGGUGCUUCUCAGUUUUUUUAACAUGCUAUAGCAGCUAUACAAUAUCAGAUUUAUGGAAACAUAUUUCAGAAUUGGUAAUUAGUGUGUUCUAUUCUCCUUUCCUUGGAUAUUUCUUAUUCUGUUUUAGAAUUAUUAUUUUUCGUCCGCACUUUCAAGUAUUUAUGCGCCUGGGGUCUUUCAUUCUACAGCUGAACAAUUAUAUCUCAAAAUAGCUUGCGCUGCGCCCCCUAUAUUUGAUCCUUCUGCCCUCUUUUAAAUUCAACCUCUAAUUGACGUCUUCUUUCGUUGUUGUUGUAUAUACGUGCACCAAAUUAUACAAAAUGAAAUAUUGUGGAACAGGCAUAUUCAAAACUGUUUUUUGAAGUUAAAUAUCUAAUGUGAGAAGCCUAGAUAUAAGAAAUAUAGGUGUAAGGCGAUUGUUUUGAGGUGUCAAUGCAACUUACAGUACAUGGAUCUGGUUAGAACUUUGAUACUUCUUGCUUUGAUAUGCUGCUACGGUAGCUCAAUACCGAUGAAACAGAAGGAUUGGUCAUGUCACCAAAUGGGUACCACACACAUAUAGAUUGUUGCUUGCUCUCACGAUCCAUGUCAUCCUCGAUCCAUGUUGGUAUGCAUCCUCUCCCUUUCCUUUCCUCUCUACUAAGUUGUCUCUCCUUUUCCUUUAAUUAUUCAUGUGAUCUUUUUUGCUCUGAGAAGCCCUUCAUGAUGCACAGAAGGAUUCAGUUUCUGAAUUCUUAUCAACAGGUUUCAGUUGUCUAUUGCAAAAAUGUUCUAUGUAUAUUAUGUGAGUUAAAGGGUCAACCAAAUGAUCAUAUAUGUAUUUAUAUAGAAUCAUAUCUAUCUAUUGGCAGCCAUGUCUUAUGCAUACAUCUUUGCUGAUUAAAAAAAAUAUGCACAAAGACCUACGUGAAAUAGCUCGAUAAACAAAAAAUACUGCUCGACCGAUUUCUUCCUCUUAUUCACUGUUCCAUUUUAUAACACAAAGCGCUCACAUGGGCUCUCUUGGGCGCGGCGUGUCGCCGCGCCUCUGCCUGCUAGUCAGGAUUAAUUGUUGCUAUCUAGAGUAUUUAUUGAAAGAUGUGUGAUCAGAGAAAAUUAGCUCUAAUCCUAGCGUAAUUAUGGGGAGCACACUUGAAAGCAUCGAUGGUAAAGGAUGUUUAGUUUGAAAACCCCAAGAGAUGGGUGGUAAUUUGAGGAAGUAAAUCUGACGCUCCACUGACUUGAUCCAAGGGCCAUGCACCGGUGUCAUUCCUAGCGGUCUCCUAUAAAAGGGGUACGGCAUCCGGAUCUGACCCAAAUUGACUCCCCCCCCCCCCCCCCCCCACAUUCCCCCCCCCCCCCCCCCCCAAAAUCAUCUCGGCCGGCCCUAUGGCGUCCCAAAGCAGCCCGGCCGGAGCGCCGCCCGGUUUCCCUAAACCUACGAACUACCUUCCCGCCGUCGAUCUUCCCCGUGCCCUCGGACGCUGCCGCAUGCUGCUGGACAGGCUGCUGCAACAUGAGGACGGGUGGGUGUUCGCCAAGCCGGUGGAUACAUACGAACUCGGACUCCGCGACUACUACUCCAUCAUCGCCGAACCCAUGGAUCUCGGCACUGUCAGCCGCCGCCUUGAAUUGCGUCGCUACCCGAACCUGCUCUGCUUUGCCAAGGAUGUCCGGCGUACCUUCAGCAACGCCAUGACCUACAACAACAAGGGAGACGAUGUGUAUGAGAGUGCUGCUAAGCUCUCUCGCAUCUUCGAGUCAGGGUGGGCCUCCAUUUUGGCGGCGCUCCCGUCGCCGCUGCCGGUCGCCGUGCGCAGGGCAAGGCUCAAGGAUGAGUUGCCGCGGCUGCCGGUGGACUUGCAGGACAAAGCGGCCAUCAUUAUGAAAGACAUAGGCGGGUGGAUCCAGGAGGUGGAUGGGAGGGUUGAGGUGGAUUUGGACAAGGCCGACGAGGCGACUCUUGACAAGCUCGAGUGGCUGCUCGCUCUCGCCGCCAUGAGGAAGGAGGCAGGAGCGCUGGAUAAUCAAAUUUGAUGUGGCGCUGCAUGAUUUUACCAGCGUCAAUUGUUUCUCGGUUCCAGAACGCUGUUGACUUAAACAUGGCUUCCCUCUUUUGCGAAUGAGUAUCAGCAUGAUUUCUAAGUGGCUGUAACAUCGCUAGCCUAGAUAUCCCUACUCUGGAUUUGAAUGAAUACCCCAGUGUCAGUGUGGUUGUAAUUUGGGGGUUUGUAGCUGGUCGGUUAUUCUGUCUGUUGUUAUAUUGGAAUUAGACUUUGAACCUGUGAUGAUACUGAAGAACUGCAAGGAUGUGUGGAAGUCAUGUUGUUCGAUUGUUCAUUAAAUAUAUGAUUUUGUGGGCGGAUUUUCUGCCA
Molecule: messenger RNA, 4554 nt
Organism: Triticum urartu
Lineage: Eukaryota; Viridiplantae; Streptophyta; Magnoliopsida; Poales; Poaceae
Product: transcription factor GTE4
Molecular function (GO): protein binding
Source: RefSeq, a predicted model, not a curated record